AUGUCUGCGCAAGAUAACGACCCAUUCUACCUAAGAUACUACACCGGACACUCUGGCAAACAUGGCCACGAGUUCUUGGAGUUUGAAUACUCUCAUGGCCGUCUCCGAUACGCCAACAACUCCAAUUAUCGUAACGACAGUCUCAUUCGAAAAGAGAUGUGGGUAGGGCCCCUCGUCGUUAAGGAGCUCAAACGUAUAGUUGAAGCCAGCGAAAUUACAAAGGAAGACGACACGAAUUGGCCGAAGAAGAACAUCGUUGGAAAGCAGGAGCUUGAAAUACGUGUUGGGAACGAUCAUAUUGCUUUUGAAACUGCGAAAAUUGGGUCGUUGGUUGACAUUCAGGACAGCGAAGACCCAGAAGGGCUCCGUGUGUUCUACUAUCUCGUGCAAGACUUGAAGUGCUUGAUUUUCUCGCUGAUUUCGCUCCACUUCAAAAUCAAGCCCAUUUAAUGGUGUCAUGUAGGACUUUCUUGGGCUUUGGGGGGAUUGAGUUGGCUGUUUUAAAAAUGUAUCUGGAGAGGCUAGCAUCGAGAGAACAUCAAAAAUCACAGUCCAGCCGACUCAAGCCUCCGUCAAGAAAGCGCUCGUAUUUUGUAGCAGACAUCUUUUAGAACCAUCCUGUUGUCGCUGUAUGUAAUACUUCUUAUCUAUGCCAACAGUUGUGUGA
Molecule: messenger RNA, 667 nt
Organism: Laccaria bicolor S238N-H82
Lineage: Eukaryota; Fungi; Basidiomycota; Agaricomycetes; Agaricales; Hydnangiaceae
Exons: 9
Coding region: 1-450 (149 amino acids)
Biological process (GO): RNA splicing
Cellular component (GO): nucleus; exon-exon junction complex
Source: RefSeq, a predicted model, not a curated record